Molecule: messenger RNA, 704 nt
Organism: Lathyrus oleraceus (garden pea)
Lineage: Eukaryota; Viridiplantae; Streptophyta; Magnoliopsida; Fabales; Fabaceae
Product: transcription factor bHLH95
Exons: 2
Coding region: 330-686 (118 amino acids)
Biological process (GO): endosperm development; regulation of DNA-templated transcription
Molecular function (GO): DNA-binding transcription factor activity; protein dimerization activity
Source: RefSeq, a predicted model, not a curated record
ACUCUAUUUCUUUCACAAAGACAAACAUGACCAUGACUGGAGAUCAUAAUAAUGGUGAUUAUGCUGGUUUUAUUUGGGAAAAUCAAUCAUGGAGUGAUCUCUUAAAUUCAGAAAAUUUAGGUGAGAGUAACAAACAAAAGUUAGAUAUGAAAUCAUUCAACCAUAAAGAAUGACUUAAUGAAGGAGAAGUUCAUGUGAAUAAAAAACAAAAUCGAGGUGGGGUUGUGAUUCGAAAUGAGAAUGAUAUAAAUGGUGGGGGUAAAGAUGAAAUAUAUCGUGAUUUAGAUCAUGAAUUGCAUAUCUAAGCUGAGAGAGAAAGGAGAAAGAAAAUGAGGAACAUGUUCUCUAGCCUUCAUGCUUUGCUUCCUGAACUAUCUUCAAAGGCUGAUAAUUCAACAAUUGUGGAUGCAGCAGUGAAGGAAAUAAAAAAUCUAAAGCAAAUUAUUGAAAAGUUAGAAAAGAAGAAGCAAGAAAAGCUUAAAUAUGUAUCCUUAUUUGGAAGCGAGUCAUCAUCUGUGAUUAAAAAAACACAUUGGCAUCCCUACAAAUCAAGGGAAACAAUCAUAACUGAUCAUCGAUCCUCAAGUUAUAAUAAUAAUUUUCCUACUAGAGCAGUUGCAACUUCAUAUCAUAAUUCGAAAACAUUAGCACAAUCUGUACCUCCACCACAACAAGUAGCUUUUUGAACAUGGUCUUAUCAAAAU